This is a messenger RNA of Xenia sp. Carnegie-2017, 2065 nucleotides long. RefSeq names its product adhesive plaque matrix protein 2-like. Gene Ontology annotation, biological process: establishment or maintenance of epithelial cell apical/basal polarity; heterophilic cell-cell adhesion. Bases 167 to 1891 code for a protein of 574 amino acids. Lineage: Eukaryota; Metazoa; Cnidaria; Anthozoa; Malacalcyonacea; Xeniidae. The record is from RefSeq and is a predicted model, not a curated record. Gene Ontology annotation, molecular function: calcium ion binding. The transcript has 13 exons. Gene Ontology annotation, cellular component: protein-containing complex; plasma membrane.
AAGAUACACCACAAGCACAAAUCAGUGGAUUAUAUUACAGGUACUUGAGGGUGGCAACUUAAUUAUAUCAAGAAUCCAUCAAUUUUUCUAGCGAAAAAUUAUCAGUGAUUUAUAAAAUGUAUCAUUGACAAUCACAAAUCAAGAAAAUACAGAUGACUGUACGAUAAUGAGAAAUAUACGUUUUCAUUUUAUUUUGACGAUAAUAUAUUUGAUUUUGAUCAACAAUGUCGCUGGCAAGGAAAGAAUCAAAAAAAAGAAAGAUCACACGAGAAACUCGAAUAUACGACUAAAACAUCAAAUAAAUCACACGAGACAUAACAACGCCAACGAGACAAAAAGACAAUUCAUAACAAGACCACGUAUACGAUAUUUUGGUAACAGACCUUACAUAUGGAUGAAACCAGCACCAUUGACGCAAAGAACGAUUGUAACAACACAUAUACCUCGACCACCAUUAGCACUACCUUACUCCUCACGUAUCAUGAACAUUUUAGCUAGCAAAUAUCCAUCCUUAUACAAUAAUAGACAGAUGACAACACGACAAUAUGCAUAUCCUGGUGAAGCACAAGAAACCAUGUUUAAUCCUGCAUUUCAUUUAAAUGGCGAGGUAAAUCCUCUAGUAGAAGAUCUUGAUGCACACUGUGAGCUAAAUCCUUGUCAAAAUGGAGGAACUUGUAAUGAGAUCAAAGAAGGUUAUGAAUGUAUAUGCCCAGCAGGGUUUAAAGGAUCAGACUGCGAAGAGGAGAACCAUUGUCAUCCAAAUCCAUGUAGAAACGCAGGCGUCUGUACCGAAGCUGAUGGAGCAUUUGUAUGCACGUGUAGUGAAGGAUUUAAAGGAGUAAAUUGCGAAGAACAUAAUAAAUGUCAACCUAACCCAUGUAAAAAUGGCGGAUCAUGCACAGAAAUAAAUGGAGGAUUUGAAUGUAGUUGUGGAGUAGAAUACAGAGGACCAACUUGUGAAGAAUUAGAUCAUUGUCAUUUGAGUCCUUGUAUGAACAGCGGAACAUGUCUAGGAGGAGACAGGCCUGGAAUGAUGACAUGUUUGUGUCAGCCAGGAUAUACAGGAAAACAUUGUGAAGUGGAAAGUCGUUGCCAUGUCAACCCAUGUCAUAAUGGAGGGACAUGUUUGGAUAAUCAAGGAUCUUUUCAAUGUCUUUGUCCACAAGGAUUUACUGGUGUAAGCUGUGAAGCUGUGGUCAACCCAUGUGACUCAGAACCUUGUCUCAAUGAUGGCUCAUGUAUUAAUCUGGGGCCUAUGGUCUUUAAAUGUGCCUGUACCAGAGGAUUCAGGGGACGAACAUGUGAAACAGAGAAACAAUGUGAACCAAACCCCUGUCAAAAUGGAGGAUUUUGUCAUGAAAGUUAUACAACUGGUGACUAUAGAUGUGAAUGUCCAAAACCUUAUAAAGGAACAAACUGUGAAGAUCAUUUAAAUCCUUGUGAAAAUAGUCCAUGUUUAAAUGGAGGAACAUGCACAUCAAAUUUUGGUCUUGGUACAAAAUGCUUAUGCCCUACAGGUUAUAAAGGAAUGCAUUGCGGAGAGGAAGACCAUUGUCAUUCAUUUGUUUGUCACAAUGGUGGAUCAUGUUCUCCUGGUUUAAGUGGUGAUAAAUGUUCAUGUCUCACUGGCUUUAGUGGACCAACUUGUGAAGUUCGUUCCAAAUGUCAUCCGAAUCCUUGUAUAAAUGGUGGAACAUGCUUUGAAAAUGAUAUGGAGUUUACAUGUGCAUGUCCAGUUGGAUAUAAUGGAAAAACUUGUGAAGACUCAGCAUCGAAAAACACGUUGCUUGUCAGAGGUAUUGCAUGUGCUUCGACAAGAUGGGGCUGUUGCCCAGAUGGUGUAACGGCCGCACAAGGUCCUUCGCAAUCAGGUUGCCCAAUACAUUUUUAGUAAAGGCAAAGAUAAUCACCCAAAAAUUUGAUUUUCUACAAUCAUUACAAAGCUAUAUUGUAUGCAAACAUAAAAUUAUAUUAUAUUGACAAGAUGCAUUUAAUUUUAAUACAAAAACAACAGAGACUACUACUAAUUAAUAAAAAUAAAGAAUAGAUUGUUUUGAACACAUUA